AUGCCGUUCCAGAAGCUGGUCUCUUUUGAAAUAGAGUACGCUCCACAAUACCAUUUAACAAAGUAUAUUUCCAGCCAUUCCAAACUCCAAUUAGUUCAUGUGAAUAACAAAUCAUCUCCCUUGGUUGAAGGUUAUUUCGCUGUUGGUACAGAAUGUCCUUCGGAUUCUGGUGUACCUCACACUUUGGAACAUUUGAUAUUUAUGGGAUCCCAAAAAUAUCCAUACAAAGGUUUAUUAGACACCGCAGGAAAUCUAUGUAUGUCAAAUACGAAUGCGUGGACUGCAACGGAUCAAACUGUCUACACGUUAUCAACGGCAGGUUGGAAGGGAUUCAAGAAGCUAUUGCCUGUUUAUUUGGAUCAUUUGUUCUACCCAACGUUGACAGAUGAGGCAUGUACCACUGAAGUUUAUCAUAUUGAUCCUGAAGAUUUGUCAGAUAAAGGUGUUGUUUUCAGUGAGAUGUCCGGUAUUGAAUCUCAAUCAUGGUUCCUUUCUUCUCUAGAGAAGCAAAGAACAAUGUUCCCUCCUGGUAGUGGUUAUCGUUCAGAGACUGGUGGUCUAACCGCUAAUCUACGUAUUCUAUCCAAUAAUGAAAUCAGAGAGUUCCACAAAGAGAUGUACACCCCAGAUAAUUGCUGCGUAAUCGUCACUGGUAAUAUUCCAGAAGAAGAAUUAAUAUCCAUAAUGGAAGAUUUCGAUAAAGAGUUGCCAGCAUUUUCCGGUUCUGAGAGAAAGAGGCCAUUUAUAGAUACCCCAGCAUCUCAAAUCCCAGAUUCUUUGCAAGAAAUCAAAGAAAAAACCAUUGAAUUCCCAGAAGCAGAUGAAUCUCAAGGAGAGAUUUCCUUUUCAUGGAUUACUAAACCUUAUUUGAAUCAUCUUGAAGAUCAAGCAGUAAGCAUCUUGUUGGAUUAUCUAACGGAUUCCCCAUUGGCACCAUUCAACAAAGAAUUGGUGGAAAUUGAAAAUCCAUAUGCCACUGAAGCUGAGUUUUGGACUGAUGAUUUUAUGAAAACCAUUACCAAUGUUGUAUUGAAAGGUGUUCCAACUGAAAGAUUACAAGAGGCCAAAGAAAAGGCCUUGGAACUAUUAUCAACACAUCAAGUUUCAUUGGACAGGAUAAGACUUGUGACGGAAAACACUAAAUGGGAUUAUGUGUUCAAGUUAGAGAAAAGUGGGGAUGCUAUGAUAUCGCAAAUUGCUAUUACCGAUUUCUUAUACGGUGAUGUAAAUGGAGAAGUCUUGGAAGAAUCUUUGAGGACUUUACAAGAUUUUGAUACACUAUUGUCUUGGCCACAAGAAAAAUGGCAAAUUUUGUUGCAAAAAACGCUCGUUUCCAAUAAACCAGUGAUUAUAGUUUGUAAGCCAAGUGUAGCACUCAAUGAAAAGCUAGAGAAUGAAAAUAAACUCAGGUUACAAGAAAGAAAAGAUACAUUCGAUGAGGCCAAGAAAAAUGAAAUAAAAGAUAUUUUCUCUCGGGCUCAAAAGAAAAACAAUAUCCCAGUUCCUCAGAAUGUCUUAGAGUCAUUUGAGAUUCAAAAACCACAGAACUCGGUAACAUUUACUGAAACAAAGAGCAUAACCUGUAUACCUGUGCCAUCGAAUGAUAACGAUGAUGCUUUGACUAAGAAAAUACUAGCUCAAAAGCCAAAAAAUUUCCCAUUAUUUAUUCAUUUUGAGCACUUUCCUUCUCAAUUCAUUGAAUUACAUGUUGCUUUAAACGUUGAUUUCGUUGAUGAAAACGAAUUACUUCCGCUAUAUCAUAUCAUCACUGAACUCUUUACAAUGCCGAUGAAUGAUGACAAUGGUAAAAUUGUUCCUUUUGAAGAAGUUGUUACUCAAUUGAAACGUGAAACCGUUGAAACCAAUAUCAGCUGUGGCAUUGAAGGGAAUUUUUCGAAUUUAAUUGAUUUCAAAAUUCAAUGCAAAGCUAAGGAAUAUUCUAAUGCCAUUAAGUGGUUUAGAAAUGUCUUGUUCGAAUCUGUCUUUGAUGAAAAUAGAGUUUCAGUACUACUGGAGAAAUUUUAUAACUCGAUUGUUGAGACUAAAAGAGAGGGCGAUCAAAUGCUCUAUUCUUCUAUGAACAGAAAUCUUUACGAUGAAGCGACACUAAAAAAAUCAUCAGAUGAACUUUUUGUUGAACCAAUUAUUGAAUCACUACUUGAUGAUAUAGACGCGGGUUUGUAUAAGAAGGAAAUCUUACCUAAAUUGGAAUCUCUAAGACAGCAAUUGACUGAAAAUUUGACUAAAGCUCAUAUUUUAAUCUUUGGAGAUAUUGAAAAGAUCGAAAAUAUUUAUGAGCCAUGGAACCGUUAUGUUUUACCAAAGAUUAAGGAGCGUGAGUCUUUUAAUGUUGUUGUUCCUCCAACUCCACGUUUAACAGAACAUCUUUCGGUGCUAGGAAAAGAUCCAACGAAUAAGGCAUUUAUCGUUUCAACGCCAGCUUCAGAAUCAUCUUAUAUGAUGGCUCUCACAAAACUUCCAGAGGGAUUCCAUUACCUCCACAAGGAUUUCGCUCCAAUCUUGUUGGCUUCUACGUAUUUGGAAUGUGUUGAAGGGCCAUUUUGGAAAGGUAUUCGUGGUGCUGGUUUGGCAUAUGGUGCAUAUGUUACUAAGAUGUAUGAAUCCAAUAUGGUAGGGUUUAAUGUUUAUCGUGCAGCUGACGCUAUUGGAUGCUUUGAGGCAGCAAAGAAAAUUGUUAAUGAAUACGCAAAUGGUGUUGAAGAAUUCGAUCCUUUGUUAAUUAAAGCUGCUAUUAGUAGUAUCAUUAACAGUAUGGCUAGUAGAGAAGCUAAUUACUUCAGUGUUGCGGUUAAUAAGUACUUGAACACAUUUUGCAAGAACAGAGGGCCUCGUUUCAACUCUGAACUAUUGGAAAAGCUUGAGAAAGUGACACCAGAGCAACUUCAGAAUGUAAUGAGGGAUAUUUUCGCUAAUAUGUUUGAAAAUAAGAAGGGGUCUGUUUUCGUUGCUUGUCACCCAAGCAAAGUUGAAACUUUAAAAUCCUACUUUGAGUCGUUAAAAUAUGAGGUGGACGUAGAGGAGAUAAUUGAUGAUGAAGAUGAUAGUGAAGAAGAGGAUAGUGAAGAAGAUGAUAGCGAAGAAGAUGAUAGCGACUAA
Messenger RNA from Kluyveromyces marxianus DMKU3-1042, 3117 nucleotides. It is a transcript of the gene SDD3, whose product is annotated as Sdd3p. The transcript has a single exon. Gene Ontology annotation, molecular function: metal ion binding. Bases 1 to 3117 code for a protein of 1038 amino acids. NCBI's taxonomy places the organism in Eukaryota, Fungi, Ascomycota, Saccharomycetes, Saccharomycetales, Saccharomycetaceae. The record is from RefSeq and is a predicted model, not a curated record.